Molecule: messenger RNA, 1050 nt
Organism: Aspergillus glaucus CBS 516.65
Lineage: Eukaryota; Fungi; Ascomycota; Eurotiomycetes; Eurotiales; Aspergillaceae
Exons: 4
Coding region: 1-1050 (349 amino acids)
Molecular function (GO): chitin binding
Source: RefSeq, a predicted model, not a curated record
AUGACGGAGAGCGAGGGUAAAAUGAAGAUAUAUAAGCCCCAAGAGGGCCACAACUUGACAUGGGCUCAACAACCGACACAGAAGGAUGAGACCUUUUACAUCGGCUGUCUUGCUCUCUUUGAGCGGGUUGUUCUUGACAAUCGCUACGGCGGCCAAGUUCGACUCGCAGAUAGAGCGAUGUCCACAGGCUUGUUCGGUCUUGGGCAAGCGCCAUCUGCGCCGAAGGGCUAUCACAGUUCUACCAGCACCAACAUCACCGUCUCCAUGCUGCCGACGUCCACUGCCACCGAGAAACGGUCCGUCAGCCAUGUGGAAAAUCUGGUGACCGAGUGUGGAAUAACGGCUGCGGAACUAGCCAAGUACAACCCCGAUGACUCGCUCUGUUCGUCUUUGGCCGUUGGACAACCCAUCUGCUGCUCGGGGGGCUCCUUACCCGACCUGACGCCGCAACCUAAUGACAAUGGCACAUGUUACAGCUAUACCGUCCAGGACGGUGAUUAUUGUGCUCUGCUAGCUGAAGAGUACUAUAUCACCACGGAUGAAAUUGAAGAGUACAAUGCUCAGACUUGGGGCUGGAUGGGCUGCAGCAAUCUGCAACUGGAUGCAGUUAUCUGUCUCAGCUCUGGAGAACCCCCCAUGCCAGCUGUUCUCCCCAACGCCGUUUGUGGCCCUCAAGUAGAAGGCUCAACUCGUCCGAGCGAUUGGUCAGACAUCAGCAGUCUGAAUCCAUGUCCUCUGAAUGCAUGCUGCGAUAUCUGGGGACAAUGUGGUAUUACCCCGGAAUUCUGCACUGUGUCCGAGUCGACCACUGGUGCUCCUGGUAUUGCUGCCGAAGGAGAGUACGGUUGUAUCUCCAAUUGCGGAACGUCAAUCACGAACAAUGAUGCUGCCCCGUCCGAAUUCCUGAAUGUCGGAUAUUUUGAGGCAUUUGGCGUGGACCGCUCCUGUCUCGUAAUGAAUGCCAGUCAGCUUCCCUCAUCCUACUCGCAUGUGCAUUUUGCGUUUGGACAAAUUUCCAGCGACUUCGACGUGGAUCUUUCUGGCAGCUGA